Molecule: messenger RNA, 204 nt
Organism: Penicillium diatomitis
Lineage: Eukaryota; Fungi; Ascomycota; Eurotiomycetes; Eurotiales; Aspergillaceae
Exons: 1
Coding region: 1-204 (67 amino acids)
Source: RefSeq, a predicted model, not a curated record
AUGCCCGCUCAAGAAGGCCGCCAAUCCCCCGAGCCCCAGACCCAGUCCGGCGCCCAGUUGCACGAGCCCCCCGCCAGCGGCAAGGUCGACAACAAGGCUCCGGAACUGUCCCAUGAAAAGGACAACAGCAAGCCCGCUUCUCUCGAGAGUAACCCCACGCACCCGUUGGAGAAGGCCGAGGCGGAGAAGUUCAAGAAGCAAUAG